UUGAUAAAAUCUUAACUGAUAUGGAAUUACUUAUCUCAAAACAAGGUGUGUAUAACGUAUGCGAUUUUGAUACUCAUUGCGUCUUAGUAUAUAACAAACUCGUCUCUCACCUGAACGCGUAAAGCUAUGCAGCAGGUGCCGGUGGUAGCGUUCAUAACAGUCUUGCUGUGGGGGGAGGUGAUCCCCGACACCACAGUCACCAUCUACAACGAGUGGCUCUCCCAAGGUGGGCGUGUUCAUUACGAGGUGGACAGAUGGAACAAACACAACACUCUUACCAGGUCUAACCUUAUUUCCAAGUGUAAAGCUAUCGGUACCGCACCAGGACGCUGGCUCAAUAGAGAUUUAAAUGGCGGCCUCUUCGAGAAUUGGCACCAAAAUCCGUCUCACCAUGGUUAUCCAGACCCCCACUACCUUCAAGACCAUAGUCUACAGAAGCGCACGUGGGACUUCUAUAUGCAACAGGUCCAUGCUUUCGGAAAUGACAUAAAGAAUAUGGUGUGGGAAAUAAAAGGUCUCAGCUGGCCCAGUUGGAUUGACAAGUCCCAGCAUGGAGGAAAGUUCCCCAAUAAUCUAGAUGCGGCGGCAGAGUUCGUGUCAUUAAUGGUUCAGAGUGCCAAAGAUUACAGUGGAGGACAUCUCCCAGCUUUCUUUGAAGUCAUGAACGAACCCGACGCCUCAUAUAAGAUCCUCGAUGCAACGACUGUGUUAAACUUUCAUAAAGAUGUGGCACAAAAGCUUAAGUCAAGAUUUGGGAUCAAAGUUGGAGGUCCAACAUACACUGGCUAUACAAUCAGAGCAGAUGCAAAUAAUUUCAGUCUGUGGAAGAGAAUGGCACAGUUUAUGGACAUGUCUCUGGAUCACAUGGAUUUCUUCUCCUUCCAUGCUUACAAUGAUCUCCAUGUAUCUGGUGGAAGCCAUUCCUUUUCUGGUAUCAAUGAAGCACGACUGGUUGCCAUAAUUGACAUGAUAGAAAACUACUCUCACAUAAAGAAAGGGAGGAAUUUUCCUAUCAUCGUCAGCGAGUUCGGCAGAGGUGGAGUUCACGGAAUCGGCCAGGUUGCUCAUUCUGGGAUUGUUGACUUUGCGACCCUCUACUUGUCAAAUGCACAAAUGUUCACUUAUCUCAACCUCAGGGAGUUUAUGGAAAGAGUCGUUGUCUUCCUUCUGUCCACGCAGCAACAUCCAGGCAGCGCUAGCCUUAACUGGUCUUUGUUCACUCCAGAUGGGCAUGAGACACCAAUUGCAAACUUCUUUAAAUUCUGGCACAAUUUGUACUAUGACCAGAAGUUUCUCAAACUUUCGAGUGAUUACACAGGGUGGGAGAGACAAGUGGCACCUCUAGCUCUAGCGAACCCGAAUAACAAAGAGAUGAUGGUCCUACUUCAUAACUAUGGCAAACAAUGGCAGAAUGUAAAGCUGGACUUCCACAAUGGCUGGAUUAACCCAACAACUGGCGAAUCCACAUGCAUUCAGUACCAGAACGGCAACGCAGCAAUGCAUGCCAAUGUCCACUUUGACACCAACAAGAACAAUGGACGUGUCGGUCUCCCAGGAGAGUCCAGCUGUAUCUACAAAUUCAAGACCAACUACAAUUUUGGAGGCGUAAAGACGAAUAAUGAGAAUUCUUUCUUUGGAAAGACCAUGGUGAUCCCAAUAAGUAACGGGCAUGCUCAAACUACAGUUCAGGUACAAGGAUCAGGCUUCCAUUCUGCACGUAUGAGAAUUGGCGUGAGCAGAGACAAAGGCGCAAACGGGAAACCUCUGAGCGUCAUGGUUAAUGAACAUAAACUGCCAGCAACAUAUAUGCUGUAUGAUACAGACAAGAACAACGCCCCAACCACAUGGGAAAUGUGGGAGUACUGGGUGCCUGUGGAUAAAGUUUAUUCUUCAAACACAAUCAGUAUGACCUUUGCAGGGAAUGGGGGUCAUGUUAGCUCUGUUGCACUGAUUGUAGGGAACCUUCAUUAAAGAUUUUUUUAAUUA
Molecule: messenger RNA, 1986 nt
Organism: Haliotis rufescens (red abalone)
Lineage: Eukaryota; Metazoa; Mollusca; Gastropoda; Lepetellida; Haliotidae
Product: beta-porphyranase A-like
Exons: 3
Coding region: 127-1971 (614 amino acids)
Source: RefSeq, a predicted model, not a curated record